AUGUCGGACGCGGCCUCAAGCUCGACGUCCUUAGAAACGCCGGCUAGGGGACGGGGCAGAGGGAGGGGGCGAAGUAAUCGAGGUGGCCUCGGAAAGUACUUAAGAGCUAGAGGAAGGAGCCGCGGCUUUGGUCGUCCAGCAGAGUUCUCCAAGCGCUUGUUAUUGGAGGGAGAAGGGCCGCAGGAUGAGGAUGAGGAUGAUGAAAGUGCUGCAGAACGAGCGGCGAAGUACUCCAGGAGGCAGCUUGGCACAAACGCGGAUCGGUACGCAGAGCCUGAACCAGAGCUGGAUUCCGAUGGUGAACCCAUCAUCGAGCCAGAAGUGGACCUGUCUCGUUUCAUGGAAAAGCAGCGACUUGCAGAUGCCUCAUUGCUCGCACCAGGGUUGGAGGAGAAUGAUCGAGACGAUGACGAUGUCGACACAAGCUUGGCGCACAUAUCGUCGAAGCCACUUUCACUAGGAUCUGGCGCUUCGAGGAAAGGAAAGGUGGAACAGAUUGUUUGGGACGAUGAGCUCGAUAAGAUGAGCCAGGAGAAAGCUGCGGCUGAAGCCGCCCGAGGUACUUUUCGUAUUUCUUUCCAUUCAGCGGGGUGCUCACUAUGGUCAUACCUUCGUAGACCUGAAAAGUCGAUUACGCGCAAAAUCGGAGAAAAUGCGCGGAAAACCAACUAUGAUUCCCAAGGAUCGCUCGGCAGACAACUCACUCCGCCUCCCCUGCUGUGUUUGCCACAUUGGUCUGCGAGAGUGGAUGGGAUGCUUGUUCAGUCCCAAGUUCCACACUCGCGUCUUCUCUACCCAGACUUCCUAAAAAGGCCGUUAUAUUGGACGAGCUUGCCAAAUCCCGUUCGCAGAUGGCUUUUCCCGACAAUGUCCAACGAGUUCAUUGCUGGCACCACUACUUCCAACGGUUUGCGCCCUGCUGUUUGCAAGCUUGCCUUUCAUUGCAUACGAGCAUUCAUUGCGUUCCCUGAUGCUAUCGACGUUCUAGCCUUCACCUUGACGUAG
This is a messenger RNA of Laccaria bicolor S238N-H82, 1005 nucleotides long. RefSeq lists its product as uncharacterized. The transcript has 5 exons. Lineage: Eukaryota; Fungi; Basidiomycota; Agaricomycetes; Agaricales; Hydnangiaceae. The coding region runs from base 1 to 1005 and encodes 334 amino acids. The record is from RefSeq and is a predicted model, not a curated record.